Exophiala aquamarina CBS 119918 is the source of this 483-nucleotide messenger RNA. RefSeq lists its product as uncharacterized. NCBI's taxonomy places the organism in Eukaryota, Fungi, Ascomycota, Eurotiomycetes, Chaetothyriales, Herpotrichiellaceae. The record is from RefSeq and is a predicted model, not a curated record. The transcript is spliced from 2 exons. The coding region runs from base 1 to 483 and encodes 160 amino acids.
AUGGCGCCCGAUCUGAAUGCUCGCUGGCAGGACCAGAAUAUCGUGAAAAAGGAUGGUCGCUGGUCAGUCGACGGGAGGCCAGUUCCCAGUCUGGCGCCGACUUUUCAAGAGUCGCCUUCCAAUAUCCCAAAUCACUAUUGUCUGGGUCUCAUGGUGACGGCACCGCCCAAUUCUGCAACGCCGCCUCAUACCCACGGUGGAGCAACGGUGAUGGCAACUAUGGUCAAAGGGCAGAUGUUGAAUCAAAUGGUCUGCCCUAAUCAUGACCCGGACUCACAGGGCUCGGGUGCGAAGAUCUACGGCCCUGGCGACAGCUGGUACGAGCCACCAGGUUGUCAUCAUGUGCGCUCAGAGACUGUUGGAGACGAGGAGGCGCUGUUCCAUGCAUUAUUUAUCGUGGAGAAAGAAAAGGUCGACAAAGACGGCCUUUCCAGCCUGGUUGUGAUCGAUGCUGACGUGGAAGAAGCAAAACAGGCUAAAUAG